Ornithodoros turicata is the source of this 1959-nucleotide messenger RNA. RefSeq lists its product as uncharacterized. The record is from RefSeq and is a predicted model, not a curated record. The coding region runs from base 31 to 1311 and encodes 426 amino acids. The transcript is spliced from 14 exons. NCBI's taxonomy places the organism in Eukaryota, Metazoa, Arthropoda, Arachnida, Ixodida, Argasidae.
AAAUAAAAUAUCCAAGCCGAUCCGGUAGCGAUGGUUUUGGCGGCUGUUGUGGUUUGCUCUGUCCUUUGUUUGGUGCAGAAAUCACCUAAUGUAUACGUUGUCCGUCGUGUUCAUGCGUCUGAAAACAAGAUGAAGCCGUCAACUGUCACUCCGCCUUUUGCAAUUGUGCAUUUUGUGUUGCGCAAUGAAGUCGAAGUUAUCCCGUGCUCGUGGCUGUCCGGGAAUACAUGCAUGUGGCCAAACUUACCAAGCCACAAAGUCGAAAAGCUCAUAAGAAAAGGAUGUCCUCCUGGAAGUUCCUGCCAAGAACUUGAGGUGGAAGUGAAAGGAAUCUUCAAAUGUUACGAGGAUGCCAGAAAGAUGCUUCCCGUUUCCGAAUAUACCUCUGACCUCGUGGAUGAACUACCCCCAAAGAGGAUCAGACGUCCCAAGGUGUUCGAAAGUUCUUCAGAUGACGACUUCCCUUCGGUUCCUCCAAGCUUUGCAGCCAGGGAAAAGUUGCUUCCCAAACGCACACCAGUGCAUGCUGUUACCUUGGGUGACUCCGAACCUUCUACCCUUGUUGAUCACAGGGAUUCAUCUGUGACAGGGACACAUCGUGAGCACUGUCCAGGUCCAGCGGACUUUGAAGAAUAUUCGGAACUAGAGGGAGCUUCGUUCAGAACUGGUUGUGCAGGCGAUUCACCACCAAUCACUUGUAACCAACGAAGUAGCCAGGUUCCACAACGACAGCUACAUACCGAACCAGCACAUAGUGGAGCAAGAACUUUACCGGCAGCCAGUACAACUACUCGUUCACAAACGCAGGCAAUGCCAGACUGCGAGUUCCAAAGACAGGUCCUCAAGAGCCUUAACAUACUCCGUAUGGCUAUGCAGCAACAUAGUGAACUCCUAUCAAGUCUAGUUCCCCAGCAAUCUAGUCUCGUUGAGGCUCCGUUGCUCCUGUCAGAGCCACUUGACUCUGUAGAGGAUGUUGACAACUUCGAACGGCAACUCACACCUGAUCGUCAAAAACAGUUGGUGACUGAGCUAAUGUUGCUGGGAGGAAGCUCCCUGAAAUGUGCAGUCAAAAGGAUUCUAUCCCACAUGUUCACAGACAAACUUGCACAGCUUUACAGCUGGGAAGGAAGAAAAGGAAAAUUUAAAUUUGUGGACCUUACUUUGCCAGGUCUAAUCUUACGUGCCCUUCACGCACAGAAAAAGUUUUCGAAAGUAACAGAGUUCGAGGUGCAGGUAGUUGCCAAAGAAUGGCUGAGGCAUGCUGGUGACAGGUGUAAAAGAGCCAAAAGCAUCGAGUCUGCAGUUGCGUAAACUGCCUCAGGAGGCUACUGCGUGGGCUGCCCCAGGAAUCUACUGCAUGAACUUCCCCAGGAACAAACUGUUAGCCACACCACAGCGGCGGGGUGCCCUACUGUUCUGAGACAAGGUGGAGAAAAUCACCAAAGAAUAAGUGGUUGUGUGGUGCCCUAAGAACAGUGGACAAGCAGUGGUCUUAAAAAAACAGCUGAUGUUGUUUGCAGCGGUUCAGUACAUUCAGUGGUAUCUUUCUUGUUUUGUCCAGUUACAUAUGGCUAAUUAGUACUCAUUGUGUGUUUUGAAUGAUAUAUUGGUCUGAAUGCCUUGUCAAUUGAAAAGUUGCAGCUCACAGACACCACUAAGGUGACUCCAAUUCUGCCAACUUGUCUGUACUUGAUUUUUUUUUUUUUUUUUCAAAAAGCUUUUGAAUGAACACUGAUUAGAAGUGUAACUCUCACCUUAUAAUUUACAACUGCAAAAUAAUUCUGCUGCGUGAAAAAACAAUAUGUGCCACAUAACUGCCAAUGCAUGAUCUGCUUGUGGACUUUUACUGCAGUGUUUAUUCUAGCAAAGGAUACCUUUGAAUGUGUUAAUAAGAUGGUCGACCUCCCCAUUUUUUUCUUUCAAACAUAUAUUAAAGCCUUGUCCCUAGGAGGCAUAUAG